AUGCUUGCCAAUUCAGCCAGCGUGCGGAUUCUCAUCAAGGGAGGCAAGGUGGUGAACGAUGACUGUACCCACGAGGCAGACGUCUACAUUGAGAAUGGCAUCAUUCAGCAGGUGGGCCGUGAGCUCAUGAUCCCUGGUGGGGCCAAGGUGAUUGACGCCACUGGGAAACUGGUGAUCCCUGGAGGGAUUGACACCAGCACCCACUUCCACCAGACCUUCAUGAAUGCCACGUGUGUGGACGACUUCUACCAUGGGACCAAGGCGGCCCUCGUUGGAGGCACCACCAUGAUCAUCGGUCACGUCCUGCCAGACAAGGAGACCUCCCUUGUGGAAGCCUAUGAGAAGUGCAGGGCUCUAGCUGACCCCAAGGUCUGCUGUGACUAUGCCCUCCAUGUGGGGAUCACCUGGUGGGCACCCAAGGUGAAAGCAGAAAUGGAGACACUGGUGAGGGAGAAGGGGGUCAACUCCUUCCAGAUGUUCAUGACCUACAAGGACUUGUACAUGCUUCGAGACAGUGAGCUGUACCAAGUGUUUCAUGCCUGCAGGGACAUCGGGGCGAUCCCCCGGGUCCACGCUGAAAAUGGGGAGCUCGUGGCUGAGGGUGCUAAGGAGGCUCUAGACUUGGGUAUCACAGGCCCUGAAGGCAUCGAGAUCAGCCAUCCAGAGGAGCUGGAAGCAGAAGCCACUCACCGUGUCAUCACCAUUGCCAACCGGACUCACUGUCCCAUCUACCUGGUCAAUGUGUCUAGUAUCUCAGCUGGUGAUGUCAUUGCAGCUGCUAAAAUGCAAGGAAAGGUGGUGCUGGCCGAGACCACCAACGCACACGCCACGCUCACGGGCUUGCACUACUACCACCAGGACUGGUCCCACGCAGCCGCCUAUGUCACGGUGCCUCCUCUGAGACUGGACACCAACACUUCCACCUACCUCAUGAGCCUGCUGGCCAAAGGAUGCUGGAUCCUGAACCUGGAAACCUCAGGCCGCGUCUCUGCUCCUGGUUACUCCAACACUACCCCACACCCACACCCCUACUCCGACACAGCCUCCUAUAACUUGCCCCUGCUGGGCAAGGUCUAG
This is a messenger RNA of Mus pahari (shrew mouse), 1077 nucleotides long. RefSeq names its product dihydropyrimidinase like 5 (gene Dpysl5). NCBI's taxonomy places the organism in Eukaryota, Metazoa, Chordata, Mammalia, Rodentia, Muridae. Gene Ontology annotation, cellular component: cytosol. Bases 1 to 1077 code for a protein of 358 amino acids. The transcript has 8 exons. The record is from RefSeq and is a predicted model, not a curated record. Gene Ontology annotation, molecular function: hydrolase activity, acting on carbon-nitrogen (but not peptide) bonds, in cyclic amides.